AUGGUUGACGGAAUUUCAGAAAAGGAACAUCGUUUUCCUUUUUGUAUUGUAUGGACACCUCUACCUAUUAUCUCGUAAGUUUAUUAUUUUUAAAUUAUCAGUUGAAAAUACGAAAAAAUUUUGUUUCAUGCCUUAAAUUUAAAUGUUUGUUAAAAGUAUUAUUUUUCCUCGAACAUACGAUAGAUUACGUUUUUCAAUUUGGUAAUUAUUAAUCAAGCGGUUUUAGAUGGUUUAUCCCGAUCAUUGGACACAUGGGUAUUGCCAAUUCAAGAGGGAUCAUCAGAGACUUUGCUGGUAGUUACUAUGUGGCUGAAGAUGACAUGGGUUUUGGUUGGCCAACCUGUUAUUUGCAGUUGGAUCCAUCCAAAGUGGAAGGUGGAGUAACGGCUUUUGACAACGCUGUGAGAGAUGCUUCGGAUGAAUACAAGAAUCACAUGGUAAACCUUUUAUUUUUUUUUAGUUUUUUUUGAUUUCAGGUACAAUAUUCGACUUAAAAAGUUAAGAAAACGAGUUUGGAAGAAUGAAAUUUUGAAGACUAGUUAUUUUUUAAAUGUUUUAUUAUUUCUAGAAGCUAAUUUAAGAUGUUUCUAUGUCAUUUUAAACCUUCUUCCCAUUAAAAAAUAUUUUGUAAACAUAAACAGUGCUGUUUUUAGCACAACAUUUGCUGUGACAACUGUCACUCUCACACUGCUUUGGCUUUGGACUUGAUGAACUACGAUGGAAAGGCGAACUACAACAUGGUCAAGUUAUGCUUUUGGGUACUCUUUAAAGGCACUCGGCUUGGGUAAGAUUUAGAUUCGAUGCUUUGACUCUUUAUGUACCAUUUGAUUUUUCACCAAUUUCAUUAGGGAUUUGAAAACAAAUUGUAUCUAUUUCUUAGAUUUUUAACGUAAAAAGACUAUUUUAAAUAUUUCAGAGUAUCUGGAUGGCUAAAGCAAUUCCUCCCAAGUUUGAUGAUUUUGGCGUUUGUUGGCAUUUUGUUUGGCGGAUUGCUGUAAGAAGUUCUUUAUUGGCUACUUACUAGUAUUUGUUACAGUUUGGCUAACAAUCAGUGA
Molecule: messenger RNA, 1055 nt
Organism: Bursaphelenchus okinawaensis
Lineage: Eukaryota; Metazoa; Nematoda; Chromadorea; Rhabditida; Aphelenchoididae
Source: the annotation of a GenBank genome assembly